This is a messenger RNA of Tetranychus urticae (two-spotted spider mite), 2955 nucleotides long. RefSeq lists its product as uncharacterized. Lineage: Eukaryota; Metazoa; Arthropoda; Arachnida; Trombidiformes; Tetranychidae. The record is from RefSeq and is a predicted model, not a curated record.
AAUUUUCGUUCAGCUGUUGAUCUUUUGGUUCAAAUAAUUAAUUACCAAUUUAUACAUUUAUUUUACGUAUUUUAUGCCUUUUGUUACCUUAAUAUUCAAAAGUAAUUUAAUUAAUCAAGCCUCGUAUUUUAUGAAAAUUGUAAAAGCCUUCAAUGGAGUCUAAAUUUUUAAAGGCAAGUUCAAAUCUACUGAAAUCUUUGGUCCGGUCAAAAUUGGAAGCUACUGUAUUUUUGGUCAAAGCCUAAAAAAUGGACAACUUGGAAUCAAAGAAAUGAAAAAUUGUCAUCUUCCAACAAUUGAAACAACUCGUAUAAGAAUAAAAAAGGAUACAAUGAUUAAGCUUUUGGUUAAUGAUUAAGAUAUAUUUAUAAGGAAGGAAAGGACUGAUGAUUGGAAGGAGACAUUCAAACAAAAAAAAAAGCGAAUCGACAUGAAAACCAAUGGAUCGUGAAAAGAAAUUUGUUACCGAUUACGGUUAGCGAGAAAAGUGAGGCCUGUGCAGUUAAUUAAACGGCAAUUAAAUUUGGAUAUGAUGACAAAUUAAGUGGUCGAUGAUGCAUACCAAGAAUAGCUAAUUUAAAAUACUCAUCAAUGAUUGUGAUCAAGCAGCUGAAGCGAAAGCUUGUAAAGCAAAAAGGAGGCAAAAAAGACACGAAAUGAAUUGAAAGUGGAAGAAGGUUCAACCAAAAGGAUUCAAAUGAAGAGUCUCAUCCAGUCUGAUUAAGAUUUUUGUUGAGUGAAACGAUGAGCGGGUUAAGAAAAAAUUAACGAUCGCAAUAUGCCAAACAGACGAGUAGAAAUAGUUUCAAAGUGGAUUUGAUGAUUUCUUGUUUUCAAUUGACAAUCACCUGUUAAUGCUAAUGUAACUAACGGAGUGUAAUCUAAGACUGAUAUAUACUCUAGUUUGGCCGUUAUUCAUAGAGACUUUAAUGGAAACUGUUUGUGUGGAUUGCCUGUUUCACAGUUUUUACGUGUUUUGAUUCAAGUGUCCAAGUUUGCAAAUUUUCAUAAUCAUCGACAACAUAAUCACUGUUACCAAUGAAAUGGUUUACAAGGAAAACCUUUUGCCCAAUCAUCAUAGCUUUCCUUAUUCCAAUCGUUGCUGGUAAAAUUUUAACCUCAAAUCAUGGAAAAUUAUCAACAGAAGCUUUCUUUUUGAAGUCAGACGAUGUGCCCUCAAUGGUUAAGGAGUCAGCAGUGUCUGAUGAAUUUAAAUUACCAGUUACAGCAACAAUUGAGGAAAACAGUGAUAAAGAGGAAACAUCGCCCAGUCAAUUAAUGCCCUUCUUCUAUGUCGGUGACACUGAUCAACCAGAAUCAGAAAAAUCAUCUGUAAGCAAUAUAGUUCCUGCAAUUAGGCAGAAAAGGAUUGGAUCUGACAGAGAGAAGAAAAUUGUUUCAAAAUCAACUUCAAGACAAUUUCAAUCACCUUUAGCUGUAAAAGCUUUACAAAAAUCUAAGUUAGUUUCCAACAUUCCGGUUCUUGUUCCAAAUUCAGUUACUUCAAAUAUUGAAACUCGCCGAGUUUUCAACGAUAAUGAAGCUCCUUUUGUAUCCAACAUUGAUUCACCUAAACCUGCAUCCUUCAAACUUCUCUGGUACAUUCAACCAACUUCAUCACCUUCAUUCACCGACUCACCGUCUCCAUCAUCGUCUUCAUUAAUACAAUCUUUUCCCUUUACCUCUGCUAGAGCAUCAAGAUCAGCUUAUGAUCCAGAUUAUGUUCCGCUCUUCAAAUACAACUCAAUGGUUUCUAAACCUCCUCUACCUGCCCAGUCAAAAUCCUAUUACAACUCUAACUAUCAAAGUCCAGCAUCAUUUUACAACCAUUAUCAAUCAAUUUAUCAUCCAACAUCACUAAGUUAUCCAAGUUUUCCCCAAUUUUCAUCGAAUAGUGAUGACGAUGACGACGACGAUGAUGAUAGUAAAAGUGAAAAUACUAGAUCAUUUUACGCGGCUCCGUUCUCUCUACCAGUACCAACUAUUUCAACUUCCUCCUUCAGCCCAUCAGGACUUAAUCAUUAUUUUGGAAAACCUUAUGGCAGUCCAAUGAGACGUCAAUAUGGUGGGAAAUCAGCCAAAACCGCGGCUUUCAUUCAUGCCUCGAAAGAUAUCCUUCAAGAUCCAGAUAUUGAACAGCUUUUGACAUCAUUUGAUAUAGAGAGAGAUAUUGGCAAAGAUAAACAUUAUCGUCCUCGAAAAAGCUACGAUGAAAUGUCAAUGAAUGGCAAAUAUUCCGAUAAUUCUGGUUCAAGAUCUAAAUCGUUUGACUCGUUUUCUGAUCCCUUCAUGAGUUCACCAGAAUCAAAUACUGGCCGUUAUGGGGGUCGCUCUGAUUUUAAACCAUAUUUUGGUUACUAUAAAGGCUUUCAAAUUUCACCUUACAAGGCUAAAGGUUUUAACAAAUUACCAAAUGAGAGAUUCAAUAUGGACAAACAUCGUAAUAAUUUCAGCCGGAAUAUGAAACCUUUUUGAUCGUUCAAAUUCAUUUUCUUCAUAUUCAAAUUCCCAUUAAUCAUAAGUAACUCAGAUUGUAAAUAUAACAUGGUUAACAUAUAAAAACGAAUUUGUUUUUAAUAAUUUUUUUGUCUUUAUUGGACGGUUAUUGGAUAACUAUGACAUUUGCUAAAUGACAAGUUAAAAUUAGCCGAAAGGAUUUGGCAAAUUGCUGGAUUUAGUUAAUGAAAGCUUUAUAAAACCAGAUUGUAAUGAAAAGUCUCAAUAUUAUUUAUUUUAAUUAUAUCAGAAACCUUUUCUUCUAUUCAUGAACUUUUUCAGGUUCACUGAUACCUUUUGUAGGCUUUUAAAUAGUUAAUUGAUAAUUGUAACCAUUUUGAAACAAAAACCUCCAACAAAUGUAUUCUUUUGUUUAUUCUUAAUGAUAACAAUUAUUUUCCUGAAAUCAUAAAAAAGAGUAACAAUCAAGACGGCUUAAAUAAAAUUGUCACUUUUUGA